AUGGGGAGCAAUAUUAGUAAAUCGCACGACACAGCUGCUGCAAGCCAAAAAAACGAAACCAGCAAGGACAUUGGCGGCAAUCCUGAUCCUCGUUCGCCAACUCCAGAAAUAACUCGGACUCCAUUACAGAACAAACCAGGAUCAAAACAUCACAUUACUAAAAAUAUGGAUUUAAGAAAGGCCUUAGAAAAUGACAACAGUGAAAGGAAGCUUAUUCAUAACAACCCAAUUCUAUCUGCAGUUAUAAAGAACCACUUGCAAUCAUUUGACCCAAGGUCCCCAACUCAAGACUUUAAUAGAACACCUAUAGUUAUUACAUCAAAAACAAGUGAUUCAAGGGUGGAACAAAUAUUUGAUGUUAAUAGCUGUGGUAGUCCCACUCUGGAUAAGACUACACUUGAUACUAGUAACAUUCAAAUAUCACCAGCAUGUCCUGAGCUUGUACCCAAAAACCUCUACAAUGAAUUCUAUGACCUGAGUCUUAGUGACAGUUUAAAUAAUGAACCACUUGGUUCGUCAACUGCAUCUAAUGAGGUAUUGGAAAAUAAUAUCUUGCAUGGGUCACCUAAACCAACUCAGCUACUGGAGACAAAUUUUGAUUAUGAUGAAAAUGGUAUAAUUGAAAUCAGUGAAAUAGAUCAAACUGAUGGAAUCACAAAGAACAAUGAAACAUUAUUUAGUCUGCUUAACCCAGAAAUAAGCAAUGUUCCAAUAUUUAAACUACUUAAUGAUGACCCUCGAUCACCCUCCAUUGGCAUUGACAGAACACCCAUUGUAGUUUCAAAACACGAAGAACCUUGCAUUAAAGAAAAUGUGGAACAGAUGUCUAAUGAAUUGCUCAUUAAGGUAUUAGAAAAUUCCAAUUCAGAGACUAAACAUAUUAUAAAUGCAGAAAACAAUUCUGAAGGUAUUCCUAUAUAUGAGGACAUAAGUAACAAUUCAAAUGAUACACCAAAAAAAUCAAAGUCUGCCAGCAAUGACGGUUCAAGAACACCAUUAUCAUGUAUGAAGAAUAAAACUGAACCAAGUCAUGGCAGAUCAAAGUCUGCUAACACUUUGUUUGACCCUAAAGCUAAAAAAGGUUUGUCCCAAAUACGAAAACAUGUGUCUCAUAUUCCAAGGCUAAAAUCCCUAACAAAACCAAAUGGUCUUUCAUUGGGCAGCAGUAUUUCACUUAAAAAUUCUACUAUGAAUGGAGACUGUGAGAACACACCACCACAUUCACAUCGCGAUAAAUGGGACAAAGAAAGUAGCAUUGUCCUAUAA
Messenger RNA from Pieris macdunnoughi, 1266 nucleotides. The record is from the annotation of a GenBank genome assembly. Lineage: Eukaryota; Metazoa; Arthropoda; Insecta; Lepidoptera; Pieridae.